CAGUGACGUCAUACUCAUAUGAAAGACUUGAGGAGUGGAACAGCAGUAACUAUGGCUCUCUCUGCUGAUACUCUCGCUCUACCUCUCAAAAAAGCUUCUGACAUUGACAUCUUGAAACCUCUGAAGAACCUGAUACUGUCUCGCUACCAGACGGCGGAGCAAGAGAGCUACGUGGGUGCUGUAAACGAGCUUGUUAAGCUGAGGUUGAGUGCGGUGUGUAGGACUUUAGACUACCAUGAAUCAUCCCUCGAGACUUUGUACAGGUACUAUGACCAAAUUGUUGCCCUGGAGUCCAAGAUUCCUGCAGCAGAGAUUCAGAUACCAUUCAAAUGGAAAGAUGCAUUUGACAGAGGCUCCAUUUUUGGUGGUCGUAUAAGCUUGACCGUGGCAUCAUUAUCAUAUGAGAAAGUGUGUGUCCUAUACAACAUUGCUGCCCUUCAAAGUCAGGUAGCUGCAGCACAAAACUAUGACUCUGAUGAGGCUCUCAAAUUGGCUGCUAAGCUUUUUCAGAGUGCAGCAGGAAUUUUAACUCAUUUGAAAGGGAUUGUCCAUUCCUCUGUUCAACAAGAACCAACUCCAGAUCUUCAACCAGAUACCCUGGCUGCCCUGGCUGACCUGUGUGUGGCUCAAGCUCAAGAAGUCAUUGCUAUCAAAGCUAUCAAAGACCGAAUGAAGGAUGCAGUGGUGGCAAAACUUUGUUCACAGUGUGAAGAGAUGUUUGGAGAUGCUCUUAAGCAUCUCCAGAAAGAGACCCUAAAAACUCUCUGGGAUCGGGAUUGGCUAUCAAAUGUUGCUGGCAAGCAAGCAGGAUAUCAUGCUCUUGCUGAGUAUCAUCAGAGCAGGGUGUGUAAUAGCAACAAGACUGUGGGUGAAGAGAUUGCUCGCUUGAGGCAUGCCAUAGAAUUAUUUAAGGCUGCACAGAUACGGUCUGGAGUCUCUUCGCUUUUUGAAGAUCAUCUUAGUAGAGCUCAGCGUUCCCUUGAUGAGGCUGUGAAGGACAAUGAUUUCAUCUACCACGAGAGAAUCCCAGAUAUAAAAACGCUUGGAGGAAUUGGUAAGGCUCCAGUUGCUAAACCAACUCCUAUGCCAGAAAAGUUUAGCUCUAGUUUCACAGAUCUCUUUGAAACUUUGGUUCCAGUUGGGGUUCAACAAGCUUUGGUAAGCUAUGACACUCGAAAGCAGGAAAUAGUGACUGCAGAAAUUAGUAAACUUCGGGAAAGCACACAACUGCUUAACUCAAUUCUGGCAUCUCUUAAUUUGCCUGCUGCCAUUGAAGAUGUUGGUGGAGAGAAGGUUCCUCAGUCUGUACGUGAUAAAUCAGCUGCUGUAGUUGAAGCUGGAGGCUGUGAGGCACUAAAUAAAAUGAUAACAGAGUUGCCAGACUUAUUGACUCGCAAUAGGGAACUCCUUGAAGAAUGCGAGAGAAUGCUAAAUGAAGAGAGUGAAUCUGACAAUCAACUGCGUGCACAGUUCAAAGAAAGGUGGACACGAACACCAUCUGACAAGCUCACUGGUACAUUCCAAACUAAUGCACAGAAAUAUAGGAAAGUGAUAGAAACUGCUGUUUCUGCUGAUAGUACUAUCCGUGUAAAGUAUGACUCUCAUAAAGAAGGCAUGGAGCUUUUGUCUGCUGGCCCAGAAAAUCUGGCAUCAGCCUUGCCUACUGCUGGAGCUAGCACAAAUGGUAGCAACCCAGCUGUCCAAAAGCUCAGAGAACUCAUGGAAGAUGUUGAAACACUAAAAGCAGAGAGAGAUGCCAUUGAGUGUGAAUUAAAGAGUGCUACAGUGGACAUGAAGGAUGUCUUCCUUAAUGCCCUUGCUCAAGAUGGUACUAUUAAUGAGACAGCCAUUUCUACAGAGAGCCUGGGUCGUGUGUUUGGGCCCCUACAGAAGCAGGUAUGAUAACAAAUCAUAUUCUCUUAUUAAAAA
This is a messenger RNA of Cherax quadricarinatus, 1929 nucleotides long. It is a transcript of the gene ALiX, whose product is annotated as programmed cell death 6-interacting protein-like protein AliX. NCBI's taxonomy places the organism in Eukaryota, Metazoa, Arthropoda, Malacostraca, Decapoda, Parastacidae. The record is from RefSeq and is a predicted model, not a curated record. Gene Ontology annotation, molecular function: protein binding. Gene Ontology annotation, biological process: mitotic cytokinesis; multivesicular body sorting pathway. Gene Ontology annotation, cellular component: endosome.